GAUUCGAACCCAUUUGUAUUUGUUGUACGCACGUGGUGGAGUUCUGGGUAAAGUUUGUUGUUCGAAAGGGUUGGACCGAGUGGAGUAAAUCAGGGUUGUGGUUUGAGAGCAAAAGUGAGAGGGAUUAAUUCGGAAAAUGCAGCACGACGAUGUUGUCUGGAGCAUCAUCAAUAAAUCGUUCUGCUCGUUCAAAGUCAACACCAAGGGCCAGAGGUUCUGCAGGAAUGAGUACAACUUGACAGGAUUGUGCAGUCGGGCGUCGUGCCCACUGGCCAACAGUCAGUAUGCCACUGUCAGGGAGGAGAAGGGAAUUAUUUACUUGUUUAUGAGAACAGCUGAAAGAAUUCAUGAGCCCAAGAACCAAUGGGAGAAAGUUAAAUUAUCCAGGAACUUCGAGAAAGCCAUUCACCAGAUAAACGAGAACUUGCUGUACUGGCCGGGGUUCAUCAAAGCGAAAUGCAAGCAGAGAUUUGUGAAGAUCACUCAGUACCUCAUUCGUACGAGAAAGCUGAAGCUCAGGCGUCAGAAGAAACUUGUUCCAUUGCAGAGGAAGAUCGAGAGGAGGGAGAGGAGGAGAGAGGAGAAGGCUCUCAUUGCUGCCAAGCUCGAUACUGCUAUUGAGAAGCAGUUGAUGGACAGAUUGAAGCAAGGGAUGUACCAGGACAUCUACAACUUCCCACAAAGAGUAUUCGACAAGGCAGUGGAAACUGUCGAAGUCGAGGGCGAGAGUGAGCGAGAAAGUGAAGCUGAGGAGGAGAGUGAGCAGGAAAUUGAGAAGGAAGUUGAAAUGGAGUUGGAAGCAGAUGAAAAUGCCAUUCAGAGGAAUGGAGGGAGAUUCGUGGAGGCUGCCAGUGACAGUGACGAAGACGAUGAUGAUGAUGAUUAUGAAGAAGAGGGUGGAGAGAGUGAUUCUGGGCAGAGAGAACGAGUCGACUUGUCUGAUAGCUUCGAGAGUGACACUAGUGAUAUCGAGGAUAUCACACCCACAACGAGCAAAUCAAAACCAAAAUUGGUUAAAAGCAAAAAAGGAAAGUCCAAAAGACCUAAAGUCGAAAUUGAAUAUGAAACUGAGGAUGCACCUAGAGAAAGACUACGAGCUUAAGAUUUGUUGUUAUGUUAAAAUGAUAAUUUUUUAGUGUAAUAAAGAUUUUUUC
This is a messenger RNA of Diachasma alloeum, 1154 nucleotides long. It is a transcript of the gene Rbm13, whose product is annotated as protein MAK16 homolog. Gene Ontology annotation, cellular component: preribosome, large subunit precursor; nucleolus. Bases 137 to 1102 code for a protein of 321 amino acids. Lineage: Eukaryota; Metazoa; Arthropoda; Insecta; Hymenoptera; Braconidae. The record is from RefSeq and is a predicted model, not a curated record. Gene Ontology annotation, biological process: maturation of LSU-rRNA; maturation of 5.8S rRNA. The transcript is spliced from 8 exons.